This is a messenger RNA of Polychytrium aggregatum, 1634 nucleotides long. RefSeq lists its product as uncharacterized. Gene Ontology annotation, molecular function: magnesium ion transmembrane transporter activity. The transcript has 3 exons. NCBI's taxonomy places the organism in Eukaryota, Fungi, Chytridiomycota, Chytridiomycetes, Polychytriales. Gene Ontology annotation, biological process: magnesium ion transport. The coding region runs from base 228 to 1544 and encodes 438 amino acids. The record is from RefSeq and is a predicted model, not a curated record. Gene Ontology annotation, cellular component: membrane.
CCAAGCAAUGAGCGACAGAAAGGAUCUCACCAAAGGCGGCAACAGCACAGGCGGCAACAUGGGCAUAUCGGCUGGAGGGCCGCCUCGCAGCGUGCUGGCUCUGGAUACAACCGCUCGCCCCCGGCAGUCGUUGCGUCGCCAAUGCGGCAUCGCUUUGCUGCCGUUGUCUGGCGCUCAAAUCACGCGAUUUUCCAGCAAGCAGGAUCACCUCGUCCCGAUGCUGCCCCAUGCCAUGGAAUUGUGCGAUUGCCCGCCUGUCUGACCGCCGCUUUCCCCCUCGCGGGCUGUCUUUGGAUCCAGGAUUUGUCCUCUAUGCGCUCUCGCAAGUGUUUGGCAGCGUCAUCGCCCUGGGCUUCUUGACGCCCGCAAUCCUGGCUCCGCUCAGCUCGGCUGGACUGAUCUUCAACGUCAUCUUCUCGAGCGUCUUUCUGGGCACCACAAUCUCGGUCCUGGACUGGUGUGGCACCCUGCUGAUCAUUGGCGGGUGCUGCGUCAUCACCGUGUUUGGCUCCAAAAUGCCCGACGAACGCCAGACAAUCGAGGAUCUGAUCCGGCUGUACACCCGGACGCCCUUUGUCAUCUACAUCCUGAUACAGAUCCUGCUCCUGGUCCUCCUGUUCCUGGCGCUGCGAUAUAUCGAAUGGAGUGCCCUUCACGGCGACAGCGCGGGCCGCACACCAAGGCCAUCAACCAUCCAGCGCCGCGGAUCGACUGUUUCGCGCGCCACAUCCGUUGCCUCGACCACAUCCCGACGCUUCUCGACCACGCCGGACCACGAGAAGACGCCGCUGCUUCCCGAUAGCACCUCGCGGCGCCGGCGCUCCAGAACCGGCAAGGACUACGGAUGGUGGCUGGCGGUUGUUUACGCCAGUAUGGGCGGCACCAUUGCCGCCCAGACCUUGCUGCUCACCAAGAGCGGGGUCGAGCUGCUCAUCACCUCCAUCCUCGACACAAACAACCAGUUCCACGGCAUCUUUGCGUUUGGGCUUCUCGCUCUGCUGCUCUCGACCAUCUUCUGCCAGCUCUACUGCCUGAACCGCGGGCUGCACUUUUCGCUGCCGGUGAUUGUGGUCCCCAUGUUCUUCACGUUCUUCACCAUCUUUUCAUUCACCAACAGUCUGGUCUAUCUGGACCAAUUUGGCUCCUACCGGUGGUGGGAUCUGGUGAUCGUUAGCGCCGGCAUGGGCAUCCUCGUCUUUGGCGUCUACCUCCUGACCCUCAACACCAAUCCGAAUGAUGGCAGCAACGCCUUCGAGGGCCCUGAUGGCAGCCUGCCCGCUGGGACACCGCCGUCGUAUUCUGCAGCGUCAUCGCCCACGUUCCCUUCCAUGCGACGGGAUCUGAGCGAGGCCAGCCUGGCCACCCAGAGCUCGACUGCAACUGGCGGCGGCGGUGGCAACGGAAGUCACCGCAAGCGAUGGGCUUCACCCUUCUGGAAGCAUCGCCCACACAUCAUGGCAAGCAAGGACCCCAACGUCCUGCUGGAAGAGGCUGAGCGCAUCGUCGCCGGCAGCAGCGCCAGCGUCAUCUCGAACGAAAUCUGAGUCGUAAUACAUUCGUCGCCAUCGUAUCUAGAUGCGGGUGGAGGCUCUCGCCCGGGCUUGGUCGAGCGAGGAGACACAAAUCGAUGGAUG